Molecule: messenger RNA, 1225 nt
Organism: Helianthus annuus (common sunflower)
Lineage: Eukaryota; Viridiplantae; Streptophyta; Magnoliopsida; Asterales; Asteraceae
Product: GDSL esterase/lipase At5g45960
Exons: 5
Coding region: 61-1128 (355 amino acids)
Molecular function (GO): hydrolase activity, acting on ester bonds
Source: RefSeq, a predicted model, not a curated record
AACUUUGUAUAUAGACAGAAAUCAUUACGUAUGGUAUAAUAAAGAGCUGUGAGACUAAAAAUGAGUGCUCUGCUCUUUCUUCUUAUCCUGGUUCUCAUCGUCAAUAUUUUGUCUGUGCAAUAUUCAUAUGCUCAGAAGAGCACAAUCUCCGCAGUUUUCGUGUUCGGAGACUCUACCGUUGACACCGGAAACAACGACUACAUUCCCACCAUAUCUAGAGGUAACUUCCCGCCUUACGGGAAAGAUUUUGAAAAUCAUGAGCCCACUGGAAGGUUCAGCAAUGGCCGGCUUGUCACCGAUUUUGUCGUUGAAUUCGUGGGGUUGAAGAAGAAUUUGCCACCUUACUUGGAUCCUAGUUUAACCAUUGAAGACCUCAUGACUGGUGUUUGCUUUGCCUCUGCUGGUGCUGGUUUCGAUCCACUUACCUCCCAAAUUGGUAUGUGCCUUACGCAAUCGCAACAACUAGACUUGUUCAAAGAAUAUAAAGUGAAAAUGGAGGCGGCAAUAGGCAAGGAAAGAACCGAUGAUUUGGUUAGGAGGGCAGGGUACCUUCUUAGCUCGGGCACCAACGAUUUUUCUUUCAACUACUACGGACCUUUACCCAUUCGACGCAAGGAUUAUCCCACUAUCGCUCAAUAUAAACAAUUUCAGUGGCAACUGGUUGAACAGUUCUUGCAGGGCCUAUUGGAUGAGGGUGCACAGAAAAUUGGGGUGGUGGGUUUGCCCCCAAUCGGAUGCUUGCCUGCUAUCAUCACACUUAACUCAAAGAGCCCCAUCUUCGGUCGAGAAUGUAACGAAACUUAUAAUGCACUAGCAAGAGAUGUGAAUCAAAUGCUAGAAACUAAUAUUAAAACCCUUGAAAGACCAGGCACAAAGAUCGUGUAUGCGGAUAUAUACACCCCUAUCAUCAACAUGGUUGAACAAAAGUCUCAAUACGGUUUUGAAGAAUCUCAUAAGGGUUGUUGUGGAACUGGGUUGAUAGAAGCAGAUUUUGGGUGCAACCCAAAAUCUCCAUUGUGUGAUGAUGUCUUAAAAUAUGUAUUUUGGGAUGCUUUUCAUCCGACUGAAAAGGGAUACCGCAUUAUUUUUGACUCCCUUAAACCCCUAAUUCAGAAGAACUUAGCAUGAGCGAGACUUUAUUAUUUGGAUCUUCAAUUCUAGUUCGUUUAUUUUCAACUGUAAUACGUUUUUGUCAAUAAAAUUUUCAAAGGAUCUAUGAUGUUAA